AAUUAAUGGUUUCUGCCUGCUGCACCGAGACAUUACACUACAUUUUUUUAAAAAAAUAUUUUGAAUUACAGCGGAUUGAUUUUGUUGGACGAAUCGGUCAAAAUGAGCACCAGAAAAGCACGACCAGCUUCGGCGGGACGCGGGAGUGAAAAUGAAAACAACAUACCGGCUCACAGCUCAAAUCGCCGGCGCUCUCCUCGCUUCUCUGACUCGCUGCAGAAUGAGCGGAAGAACCAGAAGCAAGGGAGCCCAAAACAUGCCGUGAAGCGAUCCAUCACCGUUAGAAAGAUAGCACCAAGGAAGACACAGGUGACUGAAACUCUGACCCCAUCAGUGAGGCGUAGCCCUAGGGUUUCAUCAGAAGGGAACAAGGUGAAUAUCAGCAGGCUGACAGAUGGAAAGUCAGAGAACCUCAAAAAAUCCACCUGUGCACCACCUCUUGCACCUAGCAAUACAUCUGCCAUCUUGCCACCUCCCAGUGAGACUGCCAUCCUGGCUCCAGCGUCUCCUGCCAAGCCACAGGAGGACUCCAGGAGUCUGGAGUGGUCCCAGAAAGUACGGCGCUCAUACAGCCGCCUAAGUUGUGGGGAGCAUUCAUUCCAGGGCGCUCCAUCCUCCCCAGCAACCCAACGAAGGGAUACACUCUUUGGAUUUGAGCAGCUGGAGACCCCUCCAGUAGCAGUCCACAGGGCACAGCAACACCACAUGAGUGUGGACUCCUCCCUUUCUGCUUUAGGGGGCUCCUUCUCUCUGAUGGAGGCCACCAGUAGCACCACGAGCUCCCCAGAGCCGGACCUCAACAUUCCUGGUGUAGCUGUGGUGAAAGAGAAGAGGAAAAGAUUAAGGGUUCAGCAGAUAAAGAUGUCGGAGCUGGAUAUGUUGGCAGCAAAGAUGAACGCUGAAUUCGAAGAGGCAGAGAACUUUGACUUGGUUGUGGAAUAAAGGAGCAUCAGCAGAAGUGCUAAGAAAUAACCAAAAAGAAGAAGAAAAAAAGUUCCCAACUGGGAACAGCUGUUAUAAAUUAGCCACUAGGAAGCUGGAUUUGCUGGGUAAUCGUAGUAUCCUUUUUUUGGAAGCUUAGGCUACUGUUGCUGCUUGUUUAUAUGGACUAAAGUGAGGGAGGACUCAAAUUUAGAAGUGGUCAGGUCUAAUUUGAUCAUGUUUCUCUGCAGCAGUAGACUAGCUUCCUCAACCUGCUUCUCAAUGAGCACAUGCUUAUUGGACAAGGCUCUGUGCUUCUAAUAUUCAUUAAACCAUUUAGAAUGCAGAAUUUGUUCAUUUGCAGUUCUCCACAUCUAGGAAUGGCAAUCACUGGUAUACAGUGUCACCACCACCUUGAACACUUUUCAGAUUUAACAGCAGUGGCACACAUGAGGAUAUAACUGCCUGUUUUUCUUCCAUUGUGCUUAGUGUACAAAUGUAGCUGUAUUUUCUCAUUACUUGUAGUAAUUGUAAUCUCCUUGCCCCUUUAGUCAUGACUUUUAAAAGUUGCUUUCUGCAUCUUCACGCUCAGUUCUACCUAAGAUGUUUAGGUUUUUAAAUUUUGAUUGUUUUAAAUCUGUUGGUUGUUUUCAGCCUCCAAGUGUGGAGCCCCAUGUCCUGGGUUCACAUAGAUAAAGAGCUGACCAAUACUAGUCCAUCAAUAUGUGUUCUUUGUCCAUGUAACAACUUUAAAGUCCCUGAGUCUGUUGCCUUCUGAUUCCAGCUAUGAA
Scleropages formosus (Asian bonytongue) is the source of this 1712-nucleotide messenger RNA. RefSeq names its product cell division cycle associated 5 (gene cdca5). NCBI's taxonomy places the organism in Eukaryota, Metazoa, Chordata, Actinopteri, Osteoglossiformes, Osteoglossidae. The record is from RefSeq and is a predicted model, not a curated record. The transcript is spliced from 6 exons. The coding region runs from base 103 to 942 and encodes 279 amino acids. Gene Ontology annotation, cellular component: nucleus. Gene Ontology annotation, biological process: positive regulation of exit from mitosis; mitotic sister chromatid cohesion; double-strand break repair.